Molecule: messenger RNA, 11433 nt
Organism: Lytechinus pictus (painted urchin)
Lineage: Eukaryota; Metazoa; Echinodermata; Echinoidea; Temnopleuroida; Toxopneustidae
Product: protein rolling stone-like
Exons: 3
Coding region: 306-1217 (303 amino acids)
Cellular component (GO): membrane
Source: RefSeq, a predicted model, not a curated record
UGAAAUUGUUUAGGAUAGGACACAGAUCACUGCCUCACAUACCGGCCCACAUAUUUAUUUGUAUGAACACGACGUCGCUGUGAUGGAGUCACUCUUUUGUCCUAGUUUAGACACGCCUUUCACUGAUCUGAAAUUUACGUAUAAAAGCGAAUAAACAGGAUCGCGAACACGAAGAAACCACUAUCUCGUCAGUUGACAGAUAACUAUACCAGUGUCAUCAUCGGAGAGACUUACGAUUAGUAUUUAGAAGCGCAGUAUUAUUAUUUUAGAAGGACUAUAUAGAUAAAGAGUAUUCCUUUUAAAAGAUGGGCUGUUUGGAAACUUUAAAGCAGGAAUUCCGUUGUCGAGCUUUUUUACUUGGAGGAACGAAAUCAAACCUAUUUGUAACACCCCAGGGCAGAUGGCUUGGAAUGCCAUGGACCUUCAUGAUAUAUCGUCUAGCGAUAGCUAUAUAUCAGCUAGUCUUCGUAAUUCUCACUUUGGUAUAUUGGGGUAGGGAGCCUCUCUACAGUACUGUAGACACAAAGGCGAAAUGGUUAAUCUACAUCUCCAACUGGACCUAUCUUUUCGUCUUGGCUUAUUUCAUCAUCGCCGCUAUCAAUACCUUCUACUGGCACCUGGGGCACGAAAAGAAAGGCCAUGUGGAUAAAUCUGGUGAAAAAAUUGAGAUGAGCAAUGCCAAUACAACAGAUGUAGAGAUCGCAUUACCAUCAGGAGGAGAUGAAUCUACUCCGUGGUAUUUACAACUCCAACGAUUCUGCCAGGUAUACUCUUGUGCGGCAUCAGUCUUUGUCACCAUUCUAUUUUAUGCGCUGGUUUAUGAUUCAAGCUCUACUGUCAUCCAUGUCUUCAAUGUACACGUCCAUGGUAUCGCCAUGGUGCUCAUGUUUAUUGAUACCAUUCUGGUGGCCACACCCAUUCGUAUCUUACACAUGGUAUACGUGAUGCUCGUCGCAUUUAUUUAUUUCUGUUUUACCGCCAUUUACUACGCAGCCGGUGGGCGAAAUCCCAGUGGUGGAACCUAUAUCUACAGUGGUUCUUUGGAUUGGAAAGCGAAAGCUAGUAGAUCGGCAGUCAUAGCUGUAUUAACUGUAUUGGUAGCAGCACCUGUUCUUCAUUUGAUUUUCUAUGGAAUUUAUCGUAUUCGUCUUGCAAUUGGGAGCUUUUGUCAAUGCUACACACAUCAUGAUUCUGAAAUUUCUACUUCUUCAGAUUGAAAAAAUUGUAUUCCCCCCAAAAAAUUGCAUCUCCGAAAGUGUAAAUAUUAUUGUCAUUAAAGUGUGACUGGUUACUAUAAUGUGUACAUUUUUUAAAGAUUAGAUUAAAGAUAUUUCCAAUAUAUUAGGGUUUUGGGUUACACACACACAAACACGUGAUCGACACAUCUAUAUACGUUUAUUUUCAAUUGGUCUAAUGCCAAUUCGCCCAAUUACCAACUCGCUUACUGUCAUUUGGUCCACUAUCCACAUGGUCUCAUAUGGCAAUUUAUUCCACUCACCAUUUCGUCUAAUAAUCCAUUUAGUCCAUACAGCAUUUUGUCGAAUUGGACUUAAGUUUUAAUUGGGCGAAAUGCUUGUAAAUUAAGUGGAUAUUAGACUAGGUGGUAUUAGACUAAAUGGUUACCAGGAUGUUGGUGGACAGAAUGGCAUUAUACUAAAUUAAGGUAGACCAUGUGAUGAGUGGACGAAUUGGCAAUAGACGAAUACCAUUAACCAUUCAAUAUAUAAAUCUAUAUGGGUGUAUGUAUGUAUGUAUGAAUGUAGGUAUAUAUAUAUAUAUAUAUAUAUAUGUAUAUAUAUAUAUGUAUAUAUAUGUAUAUAUAUGUAUAUAUAUAUAUAUAUAUAUAUAUAUAUACAGUGCGUCCCAGAAACUUAAUCACAAAUACAAUAGACAAAUGACCUACCAAUGUAAAGCUUAGAAUCUUCUCUUUCAUCUGAUAUUACCUAGAUUAUUCCCCAUUCACGCAUGAGUGAGCAAAACAAUUUGAAGAAAGGAUACCAAAAACUCAUUUGAAUUUCAAAAAGAAAAUCACAUUUUAAAAAAGUUCAAUAUCUGCUCUUUUAUUUGAUACCUUAAUCACAAAAAUUGGUCAAAAAGUAAAAAAGUUAUGUUCCCUCGAAACAAUGCUUGUAUUUCCAUAAUUUCAUUAAAUAAACGUGUUUUCACCGGUUUCCCACAGAAGCUAUCGUAUGGUCAACAAAAGACUUAAUGCAUGGCUGAUCGUCAACAAAACGGAGUGUCAAGUGAGUUUGAACCCUAGCCUGUAGAACCUCUCAAUUUUAUGAAAUUAUUGAAAUUCAAGCCUUAUUUCAAAUAACCAGAACUUGUAAUUUCUUGACCAUUUUCUGUAAUUGAGGUAUCAAAUUAAAGAGCAGAUAUUGAACUUUUUAGUAAUUUGGUUUUCUUUUUGAAACCCAGGUACAGCCCGACAAAUGACUUUUUGGUAUCCCCUCUUAAAAUUGUUUUUGCUCACUCAUGCGUGAAUGAGAAAUAAUCUAAGUAAUUUCAAAUGAAAGAGGAGAUUCUAAGCUUUAUAAUGGUAGGUCAUUUGUCUAUUGUAUUUGUGAUUAAGUUAUGAUAAAUCAUCGAUUAAUCUCGGUUUCGUUUUUUGUGGGACGCACUGUAUAUUAUAUAUAUAUAUAUAUAUAUAUAUAUUAUAUAUAAUUAUGUAUAUAUAUAUGAAAGUGUCGCUAUAUUGAAAAACUUAAGGGAAAACAAAGUCGAAAAUAUCUUCUAUUUAAACUUUUGUUUGAGUGUGAUGUUAUUAUAUAUUAUAUUAGGCACAUUCGUCAUUGUUCUGUGCUUAUAUCUGUGAAUUAUUUCAACAUGCAUCUUGAUAAAUAAGAAUUAUCAUAAUCACUUCAUAUCAAGUGUGCAUUUUAUACAUAAAACACCAUCUUUUCCAAUGAUUGAUCUUUGAAUACCAUUGCUCAAAGUAUCAUCCUUGUUUCCUUUAAGUGUAAAGCCCGAGGCCUUUAAAUAUCUAUUAUACGCUUACCCAAAGUUGGCAUGGUAUUUUUUCAGAAAAAAACACACACUAUAACUUGAGGUGGUGGGGAGGCACACUAUAGACCAUUACUGACAAAGUUGAUUGUAUGUUAUUCAGUAAUACAUUUUCUUUUCUUAGCAGAAGUAUCCGAUUAGCAUAACAAUGCUUGCGUGAGGAGUGUCUGAAUUCCUAAACGAUUCGGAAUUCACUGACCGAGUUCGACACAGCACAGUACGGACGUCUUAUUUCAACGCUUCUUCCACGUGUUAAACUCUAUAGGCCUUAUCGUAAUAGAUCUACGUUUGGAUUCGAUGUUAAAUAUAAAAUAAUGGCGAAUCAAGAAAUUAACCUCGGGUUAUGCCACAAAUUAAAGGCAGUUUCAGAAAAUUUUACUCAAUAAUCUGGAGUCUCUUCGCCUUCUUGUAAGCAAUGCUACAAAGGAAGCAUUGGCUCGUUUAAAGAUUGGGCUGGCUGUUUGAUUAUGUUGAUUCUCGAUACAUUGCCCGGGUCAGCGGAGCUUCUACAACUAAAAAAGGGCGUCGGAGAUGUCUUUCGAAAGGUAAUAAGGUUCAAUAUGAAUAUAAUUCUAGACGCCAGGAGGAGUUGGAUAAGAAAUUUGCCUUAUUAGAGUAAGGUAAGCAGCGGGCGCAGCCCUUGCUUUGCUGAAGUAAGGUAUUGCAGAUAUAAUUAAAAGGAAGAAACAUAUCAGAAAAGCAGAUGAAUCUGAAGCAGGUUAGUGAGAUAAAGAUGAAUGAAAAUUCCAAACUAGGCUAUUGCUUUUGAAAUUUAUGAACGGUUGUACAUAAUAGAUAUGGCCUUAUGUUGUUAAUGGAAGCUGUUCGUUUUUCAGCGGAAUUACUUUAUGACUUAAUUAUGGGAGAUUAAUCAAAUAAAUAUAUAGAGAUCAUUUUUAUAUUUUAGGUUGGUCCGCAUUGGAUGAAUACUGAUGAGGGAGAAAAGAAUGAGGCAAGCUCAGGCUUGUGUAAAUAGAAAGCGUAAGUUAUUUCGUUCAACAAACAAAGGUUAUAUUGGGCAAGAAUGUUGGAAAUUUUCAAGGUUCUUUUACUACUUCCGACAACUUAUUUCGUAUACCCUUUGGGUCAAGAAAUCGAUAUUCGCUUGGCAGUGUCGCCAACUUAUAUGUACAAAAUAGUUGGCGCGGGUAUGCAAGUUGCCUCAGACCACCGACGAACGUUUUGCCUGUGGUAGACAUGGGCACUGGAGAAGUUGCCCAGGUAUCAGGAAGCAAGAUCCCAGCAAGAUUCAUCCUUCAGAGAUAAUGAGAUAAAUGAUCCAUUGAUCAUGGUCAAACUGAGCAAGGUAAAUGUCAGUUUUGUUCUGUAUUUGACGAAGUGUGGUAUUUGAGAACUGAAGAGUAGAAUGAUCAGAAGGGCGUAGCAAAGGAAUCUAUUCUUGAUUCUACCUAGUCCAUAAUUAUAUGUUAAGAAAAGAUGUGUUAUUUUGGUUGAAUUCCACCUCUUACUAAUGAACCUAGACAUAGAUAUGACACAGAUCAAACAAUCUGGAAUAUAUUGACUACUCCUGGUCCGUCAGCGGGCCCUUCUAAAGUAAGAAAUACAGAAACAGAGCAUUGUUGAAUUUGUUUCGGUUGGGAAACAUCGAGUAACGUUAGUGUUGAUUCGACAAGAUGUGCAGGGUAGGAGGAAGAAUUUUAUUUGAGAAAUUAUGAGUAUGAUCAAUGAAAUUCAGAACCUUUGGUUAAAGGUAGAUUGAAUGCUUCCUUACAAUUUGGAAAUCAACUGAUGCAUCUCAAUUUGUUGUAGAUGUCAAUGAACAUGGUUACAAAUUACCUUACAAUAAGAUGAUAAGUCAGCAUUGACAUCGAUCCCGAUUUCGUUUCUGAAGCCAUUAACGAAUUAUUAUUAAAAAGGGUUUGGUUGUUGAAUCCACCACUGCACCCCAUGAUGUUACCCCCUUUCAGAUUCAAUUCAGAGUUCAGAUAUAAAAAGAGACUGAUUCUUGGUUAACGUUAUGUCAACUAACACUUGUGGAAGAACACUAUUAUACUUGAAGACUGGAAUGUAGUCAUGUCUUAUUUAAAACAGGGAGAUUUUAUGCUUACCUUUGAACUUAAGCAAGGUUAUCAUCAUUAUUACAUUUUUCAAGUGCAUGAAAAAUUGUAGGCUUUAGUUGGGAUUUUGGUAGUGGUACAAGGUUUUUCUCCUUUUAGGUGUUGUCAUUGGGUUGGCAACAGCUACCUUUGUUUUCAUUACACGAUUAAGCCUAUCGUUAAUCAUUGGCGUAUAGAAAUGGUAUUUUCAUUUUUUUUUGUAUAUAGAUGAUUGGGUCGUGCUGCUUCCUUUGAUUCGUAUGAUACUAUGGUCAAGAAGGUGAAAAAUGACUUACUUGAAGCAGGUUUGAUACCAAAUGUUGAGAAAUAUCUCAAUGGACUCCUGUCCAGUGUUUGGAUUGGUUAGGAAUACCACGGGAAAGCAGAGUAGCUUAUAUAAAGAUUACUGAAAGAAGGAUGAAGGAUCUUGAGUUAUGUUCAGAUUCAUUUCAAGCAGAAUUGCCUGAGGUUUCAGAACGAAGGAUCGUAGUUAUAGUUGGAAAGAUACAUUGUAUCCAGUGUUUGGCACAGUUACUCAAAUUAAAACCAGAUUUAUGCAUCACGAAAUCAUCCGGAGGGUACAUUGGGAUAGGACAUAAUGUGAUCAAUAGUGAUGAAUUAAUAUUCGUGUUCUUCUUCUGGAGAAGAAUUUGCAUAUUCUUAACGUAAACAUUAUUUCUGCUUAUUCAGUUCCACAGACUUUCAUCUAUUCUGAUGCAAGUCCAUCAGGCUGCGGGGCCUGGGUUUCUGAGUGCGCAGGCAUGAAAUGGGAUGAGAUUGGUUUGAGUUUGAAAUGGUUAAAAGCUCCACUUGGAGAGAACUCAAGUCAGUAAGUAUGACACUGCAAACAGUUGUAUCUCACAUGAGACAUAAAACUGUCAAGGUCCUCUGUGAUAAUAAAGGAGUAGGAUCGAUUGUAAAUAAAGGAAGUAUGAUUGCAGAAUUGCAUGAGAUGAGUUUACACAUCUUUGAUUUGUGUAAAAGAAACAACAUUAGUCUUCACGUUCAUUGGGCUCCCAGAGAGGAGAACCGUUUUGCAGAUGCAUUAAGUCGCAUGAUAGAUUUUGAUGAUUGGGGUGUGUCAGAUGAAUUUGUCGGAUUUUUGGACAAAAUCUGGGGCCCUCACACUGUGGACAGACUUGCGGACGAUUUUAAUUUCAAAAUUAAGAAGUUCAAUUCUAAAUAUUGGUGUCCCCUAAUAGAUCAUGUUGAUCCAUUCUCAUGUGAUUGGUCGGGCGAGAAUAAUUGGUUGGUUCCACCUAUCGAAUGUAUAGCAUGUAUAGGGCAAGUACUUAAGCAUCUGAAGGUUUUGUUCUGCUAGGGGGACUUUGGUUGUUCCCUUCUGGCCGUCUGCACCCUUCUGGCCGAUUCUUUUCUCUGAACAAAGUGAUUUUCGUUCCUUAUUCUCUGAAUACUUCAAAAUUGAUAAUCCUCAAGGAAUUUUCGUUCAAGGCAGAAAUAAUAAUAAUAAAAAAAAAAAAAAAAAAAAAAAAAAACGGUUUGUGAGAGAUGGCUGACAUGAAUGCUGGUAUGUAAUAAAUCCAUUUGAUGGAGGUUAAUUCAAAAUUAUACUGUUGGAAUGCAACAUGUAAUUUUUACACGGCCGCAUGGCAGAUAGCUGCAUAGCUAGGAUCCACUUAUGCUGCAGAGCAAAGAAGUGGUGAUGGAAAUUGGAGAAUGUUAUGAUUAUGUAAAAGGAUAACCAUCGUAAAGGUUGAUAAGGAAUUGAUAUGAGAUUUCAUUCUCAAAUUAGUUAUAAUUUACUGGCGGCGGAGCUCAGAAUGAAGAAAUUGGUGAUGAUUGAAAACAUUCAAAGUCUCAAAAUUACAGAAUUCUUGUGAAUGAAAUGUUUCAGAAAGUUUUUUGCAAGUGUUUUAAGGCAAAAAUAAACAUUUUCGCAAAGGAAAUGAAUCCCAAAGCUAUUGUUUUGCUAAGCCUUCAAGACGAUUGAAACGAAUUAUGAUAUGGAAUUGUGAUCUAAUGAAUUUCAUACUGAAAUUUUAGUGAAAAUAUAAAACCACCUGGUUUGAGGAUAGCUGCAUAGUUAAUGUUUAAUUUUGCUGUCAUGGCUGUAAAACGUAUUAGAAGUGAUUAAAUUUUGAGAAUUUGAUAAGAAUGACUGAACUUGAGAAUUUAUCACAAUUUGAAUAUAUUGUGUUGAGAUAAAUAUAUACCAGCUUAUAAGUUUUGUUUAAAUUUUCUUAAAUCCAGAAAUUCUCUCCAUGAAGGAUAUGAUAUAACUUUGAACAAGGUCUUGACAGCUUCGAGAGCUGAUAACACUAUGAGUAAAUACAACAGAGCGUUGAAUACCUGGAGAGAUUAGUGUAAGCAAAAUAAAGUAAAUUCUGACACAGCAGAACCAGAAGAUAUUAGUCGCUAUCUUAUUCAUUUGUAUCAAAGAGAAGCUCCUUAUUCGAGGAUAGAAUCGGCUUUUUACGCCAUUAAGUGGCAUUUUGACUGCAAGCCAAGGAUGAAUGUUAAUCCCUGUGAUCGCAAGUUCAUACAUAUUGUUUUACAAUGUUUAAAGAAAUUACGAAACAAACCGAUCGUUAAGAAAGAAGUUAUAACCCCAGACAUUUUGAAAGCAGUUGUUGAGAAGUAUGGAUCUUCAACGAGUCUAUUAGAUAUUCGAUUAUGUGCUAUGGUUUUGAUUUCCUACGCAGGCAUUCUACGAUUUGAUGAAAUGAUACAUAUUCGUAAAUGUGAUUUAGACUUGUAUUUGUCUCAUGUGAAUACUUUCAUCAUGAAAAGCUAAACCGAUAUUUACAGGCAAGGAGCAUGGGUUCUUAUAGGUGCUACAAAUUCCCCACCUGCCCCGUAUUAGCUUUGAGGAAAUAUUUGAUUGCAGCGGGGCUUAACGAUGCCUCUGAUGAAGUAUUUCUUUUUAGGCCUCUAAAUUACUGUAAAUCCAGUAAUAGUUACAAGUUAAGACGUGGACAGUUGUCUUAUACUAGAUGUUUAGAAUUAUUGAGAGAGGCGUUGGCGAAAGUAGGGUUGAAUCCAAAGAGUUUUGGCAUGCAUAGCCUCCGAAGUGGCGGAGCCACAGCAGCAGCGAACUUUGGUGUUCCAGACAGGUUGUUUAAGAAACAAGGUAGGUGGAGGUCGGAGACUGCUAAGGAUGGAUAUAUUAAAGACAAUAUGAAGGAUUGUCUUUCAAUUUCUAUGAAUUUGGGGCUUUAGAAUUAUUUUUAUACCGGGUAAAUUAGCCUCAGCCUAGUAUGAUUAUACGUAUAACUUUGUUAAAGAUGGAUUGUAGGCGUUCGAUGAGAUUGUUGAAUGAGACAUGUAUUAUUAUCAUUAUACAAUUAAAGUUGGUUAAAUUGAAAUGAUUGCGUCGUGUAACUCAUUUUCUUGUUUACCCGUUCUUUGAUUGACUGAGAGGGGGAGCUAUAAGUUUAGCUUGUCUUGCCGUCGAAGCUUGGUGCUCCCCUCGAAACAGGUAUGUUUUUUGUAAAGUAUAUAAAUGUUUUAUAUUUCAGGUGUUGAUGUUGUUGCACUGGUUGUGCUUAAGGAUAGUGAGGCGUGACUGAAAAUAAUUUAUUCACGAUUGAGAGUCGAAUUAGGGAAUAAAUACAUUUUCUUUUCUUAGCAGAAGUAUCCGAUUAGCAUAACAAUGCUUGCGUGAGGAGUGUCUGAAUUCCUAAACGAUUCGGAAUUCACUGACCGAGUUCGACACAGCACAGUACGGACGUCUUAUUCGGGAUGGAUAUGUGGACGAUUGACUGGAUGCAAGAAGAUAGAGCAAAGAGAAUUCUGAUGGAUGAAUAGGCCUUACAGCAUGUAAAGUACAUUGAUGAGUUCUUCGAGAUCUGAACUCAGAGGGAGGCCUCAGUACAUUCGUCAGUAAGUACCGUUCGUGCUGUCUUGCCGUCGAAGCUUGGUGCUCCCCUCGAAACAGGUAUGUUUUUUGUAAAGUAUAUAAAUGUUUUAUAUUUCAGGUGUUGAUGUUGUUGCACUGGUUGUGCUUAAGGAUAGUGAGGCGUGACUGGAAAUAAUUUAUUCACGAUUGAGAGUCGAAUUAGGGAAUAAAUGGACAGAUAUCGCCUUCACAACGAAAAGGUCUCAUAACUUUGAUUUAUACAGUAUCAAAUGAAACAGGGACGAGUUAAAGAACCGGAGACCAUAUUACACUUCUACAAAAUAAUUGCAACAGUUCUAGCUUUAAUGUUUGAGAUUACAAAGGAUUUUAACGACUAAUAUAAUGGAAACACAAGUUUAGGAGGGUUGAAAAGAAUGUUGAAGGUGCAAAUAUGAUGACUGAUUUCACCAAAGCCUUUGAUUGUAUUAAAUAUAUCUUUAAUAAUGAGAUGCCUAGAAAAGAAUUUCGCAAUUGGAUCUUUGUACUGUGAGUUCAGUCAUUGUAAUUGGCAGGAUAACAAAAGAGUUUCAAGUGCAAAGAGGAAUACGUCAAGGCUUCCCUCGUUCGGCACUCAUGUUUGUGAUUGCAGCUGAAUUCUUUGCAAACAAGACAUGUAAAAUAAUUAUAGAAGAGGUGUUUGUUCUGAUGAAAUCAAUGGCCAUUUUGAGUUAAAGGUAUUACGGUAUGCUGAUGAUACAACUUUUUUUUAUUGGGGACGAUAGAUCAUUUGAAAUUGAUUUAACUGAAUUAGAAGGUUUUGGACUUUUGGUAGAGAAUUAAUCCUAAAAUUAACAGAAAUAACUGCAUUAGGUAGAAAAGAAAAUCGAUGGGUGCUACAUGACAUUUAUCUGACAUUUACAAAUGUAAAACAAAUCGGGAAAAUAAGUUGGAAAAUGCAACGUAUCCUAGAUAAUUGGCGUAAAAGAAACUUGACAUUAUUUGGUAGAGUGACGACUGUGAAAUGUUUUUGCGCAAGUAGUCUAUUUGUUUAUGUUUAAUUCAGUUCCAUCAAUAAUUGUUAAGAAACUGAAUGCCAUGUUUUUCAAAUUCCUUUGGAACUCACGAAUAAAAAAGGUUAGGAGAUGUGAUGUUAUCAAAGAUUACAGACAAGGUUGUAUGAAAAUGGUUGAUAUACAUAAAAAAGUAGUCAGUUUUAGAUUAAAGUGAUUAGGAAGGUUAACAAACGAGGCAAAUUCUAUAUAGAAAACACUUGGGAAUUAUUGGUUUGAGCAUUUUGGAAGUCUUAAUCUAACCUUAAAUAGUGACUUUCGGGUUCACAAUGUUACCCCAUUGUUUGAUAAGAAAAUACCGUCAUUUCAUGUUAAAAUAAUUCGAGCUCGGACUCUGAUUGAUAAAGAAAUUCAGAAAAGAACAUAGGGUAGAAAAUAAUAUUUCAUGGUUUAAUCAUAUUGUUUUUAAUGAAUCGCCAAUAUUUUCCAGGGAAUGGUACAAUAAUCUACAUGGAAGACAUUUUGAAUGUGAAUGUGAGGUUUUAAAGAUGUAUCAGAAAUUUCAUUUUUGUAGAAAUUUAUAGAUCUGUUAUGUUUCUGUUUUUCAAAACUGAAACAAGCUAUACUUAGAAAAACUUUGAUUUUAAUUUUUUUUUAGAGAACCUAAACCUAAAAAAAAUAAAAAUAGGUACUCAGUAAAAUGUCUAGAUCAAGUACCUUCAAAAUACUUUUUCAAUAAUGUUAUACGUCCUUGAAGUGUCAAAUUCACGUUGUUUCUUUGGGGAAAAUAUUUCGAAAAUGAUUACAGUCUGGAAUAUUUGUUUCGAAAGAAACUCGUUAACAGUAAAAGAAAAUAAACUGAGAUCAAUUAAUUUCAAAAUACGGUAUAAUUUAUUGCCUGUGAAAAGAAACUUAUGUAAAUGGCGUAUAAGUGAAGAUGCAAAUUGUAAUAGUUGCCAUAGAAGAGGACAUAACACAUGCUUUGAUCACAAGUAAAUUGAAUAAAAGUUUUUAGUCACAUAAUUUGGUUAAAGUCUUUAAUAAACACAUUAUUAUUGAUGUCGAUCCUUUGAUAAAAAACAAGAAACAAAAAGAAGACGAUGUCAUUAAUAUAGCGUUUUGGACUGCGUAUAAAUCAAUGUUGUUACGUAACUACAAAGGAGUAGACAAUAUGCCAGAUUUGGGUAAGAUGCUGGAAAUGAACAAAAACUAUAAUGGGAAAUAUUUGUAUCGUUUUCAUUUUGUCUAUUAUUUGAUUAUGUUCAAUGUUUUCUUUUUAUGUUAAAGUGAUAUGUAUAUGCAAAUAAUUAAAUAAAUGCUUUUGAAAGAAAAAAAAAAGUUCCAAGCGCUCCAUCAAAAGCCCAACACAAUUUUGAAUUGUAUUAUUAUGCAUGAUCAGUAUAUUGUUUCACUUUUCCAUUCAAUUGUAACUUAUAUAACAUCGAAUAAUACUGACCAUUAUGUAAGAGACAAACUCUUUGACUUAGGUGAUGAGAAAAUAUUUUUUUAAAUAAUUGUAAUAAAAAUUACAUUUUGAAAUAAAUACCUUUUUUAGUUUUGAGAA